Rhododendron vialii is the source of this 1883-nucleotide messenger RNA. RefSeq names its product protein GRAVITROPIC IN THE LIGHT 1. Lineage: Eukaryota; Viridiplantae; Streptophyta; Magnoliopsida; Ericales; Ericaceae. The coding region runs from base 453 to 1721 and encodes 422 amino acids. The record is from RefSeq and is a predicted model, not a curated record. Gene Ontology annotation, biological process: negative gravitropism; response to red or far red light. The transcript has 4 exons.
GCCGCUGCUUCCUGUCGGGCUUUCAUUCCUCGUCACGACUGGAUUCGAAAUUUGGAAGUAAAGUCACCUCCCUUGCUCGCCGCAGCUAUCGGCAACUGCCACUGUAUCCCGUGCUCUUUUCCGGCGAAUCUCCGGCGGAAUACCAGAUCAGGAGUUAUGGUACAUAUCUCUUCGAAUCUGGUCCCUAGAGGUUACUGACACCUUACGUGAUCUAACCACCGCUCAGAGAGGCAUGUCGCGACCUAUUGCUUAUUGUCACUUGGUGGUGUUUGGCAAAACACUAUAAGUUCCUGCCAGCCUGGCUUCUCAGGAUCAGGCUUGCUUGACUCAGUUGAAGAUUAUUAUGUUUGCUGGAUACAUCACAUGGCUGAUGUACAAUUUUUGUAGGUUAUUUCGCACUGCUUAUUUCUUUCAAGGAAACCCAUUCGACUCCCUCGUCACUGGAAGUAGCUAUGCAACCAACUGGUGUUAGGGACACCCAACUCCGCGACAGCAAUAGUCAGAAAGUCCACCCUCAACCCAUGGAAGAGGCGACCAAUCAGAAUCCAGAACCAGUGGAAUCCCUGAUAUCAAAGAUUUUCACUAACAUCUCCUCCCUUAAGUCGGCCUACAUCCAACUCCAAGACGCCCACACUCCUUAUGACCCUGAUAAAAUCCAAACUGCAGACAAACUUGUAAUUUCCGAACUGAAGAAUCUCUCUGAACUCAAACAUUUCUACAGGGAGCACAAUCCAAAGCCGGUAAGUGUUUCUCCUCAAGACUCGCGCUUAGCUGCUGAAAUCCAAGAACAGCAGAGCCUUUUGAAAACCUAUGAGGUCAUGGUGAAGAAGUUCCAAUCUGAAAUUCAAAAUAAAGACACAGAAAUUCAUCAGUUGGAGCAACAGAUCCAAGAGGCUAUUCAGAAGAGGGAAAAACUGGAGAAGAAUCUAAAGCUUAGAGGGUUAUCCUCGAAAGAAUCAGAAAGUUCGGGUUGUGAAAGUGGAAGUUCCCCUGUGGAUUUAACCCCCGACCUCUUCACCUCAGUCGUUGAAACUGCUUACAAAGCCAUUCACGAUUUUUCUAAGCCGUUGAUCAACAUGAUGAAAGCAGCCGGGUGGGACCUAGAUGCUGCGGCAAACUCCAUUGAACCUGAUGUCGUUUACGCAAAGAGAGCUCACAAAAAGUACGCAUUUGAACACCAUAUUUGCCUACGGAUGUUCACUGGGUUCCAACAAGAAAGCUUCUCUGUCAAUCAGGAAAAUCUUACUUUCAGUAAAGAAAGUUUCUUCCGGCAGUAUCUUGCUUUGAGGGAACUGGACCCAUUAGAUGCUGUGGGUCAAGAUCCAGACUCCAUUUUUGGGAAAUUUUGCCGGAGCAAAUACCUAGCUGUGGUUCAUUCGAAGAUGGAGGCAUCAUUUUUUGGGAAUUUGGAUCAGCGGAACUAUGUCAUGGGAGGUGGGCAUCCACGGACACCUUUCUAUGUGGCUUUUCUCAAACUGGCCAAGUCAAUCUGGCUUUUGCACAGGUUGGCUUAUUCUUUUGAUCCACCUGUUAAGGUAUUCCAAGUGAAUAAGGGAAGUGAUUUCUCUGAGGUGUAUAUGGAAAGUGUCGAGAAAAAUUUGGUUCCGGAAGAAAACGAUGAGAAGCCAAAGGUUGGGCUGAUGGUCAUGCCUGGUUUUUGGAUCGGGGGAAGUUUGGUCCAGUGCCGGGUUUAUUUAAUAGGUGCGAGGGUUGCUGAAUGACUUGCACUCAAUGUAAACCGAAUGCUCGCUCAAAAUGUGUACGUCUCUGUUGUGUUUAUCACCCUAUGUUGCCUAUUUAGUAGUAGUACUUUAUUGCUGCUGUAUUUGUUGUUGUAUACUGGUUUGGAAUGGAAUGUGAUGUGCUGUUUAUGUCCUGCCUAA